UGUGGGAGCAGUUGCUGGGCCUGAAAGAUUUCUCUGCGAGGGAGUUACAUGGAAUAUUGUCACAAGCCCUACCACGGAGAAUUGAAAGAAGGAAGUGGGAGUUUCGUUUUGCUAAUGUACUAUUUAUAUUUGUGUGGAUUAAGUUAGUUUCCCUAUCACGUAUGGGUUUUCUUUUUUUACCUUGUUUUGGUUUCAACCCGUCCAGUUGGUGGCGGCAAUAGACAAUUUGGGGUUGUAGUCCCGCCAUCAAACCCACAGAAGAAGAAGGGUCUUCUGGUGUGUUCAAACGUGUCUGGUCCAGCGAUAUAAGGGAAUAGCGAGCUGAUCAUGGCUGAAGAAGAACCCCUAGGUGGCGCUCAGCAGGUACUGRGUCGUCUGAAGCCCAAGUUGAUCGAUACUCUAAGUGCAGACCCUGCCUUUGUGCUGCAGCAUGCAGACUCCCUCAGCCUACUGGCCCGGCAUGAGUACAAGCAGGUCAAAGCCCUCACUGACCCAUCAAAACAGGCCCAGGACCUUCUGGACCAUGUGAUCAACAAAGGACCCACUGCUGCAGAGCAGCUUCUGCAGCUCCUGAGGGGCAAAGAAAUGCAGGAUACGUUUCCCAACCUUCUGUUCCUCAAGGAACUGCCAGUGAAUGAUCAAAGAGCUGCAGGUGAAAAAGGUACAGGGGGAAAUGAAGUUACCAGAAAGAGAAGACAAACAUUUGAGUCCGAAGAGAACCUUCCCGUUAAACAGACAUGCAAGGAUGGCUCUAAGAUGGUGGUGGAGAAGGAUCUGAUGCGUGUGGCUCAAAAUAUCGGUCGCUCCUGGAGGGCAAUUGGUACAGGGGCCCUAGACAUCCCCUCUGUCAAGCUGGAUCAGAUCCUGGAGGACUAUCCACACAGCCAUGUGGACCGUGUGUUCGCCAUGCUGCGCUACUGGAGCACACUGAAACGGCAUGAGGCCACGGCGGCCAAUCUCCACUCCCUGCUCAGCCAGGACGACUGGGCCCUGCUGCCAAACAGCAUAGACUUUCUCCUGGACCCCAUCUUAGACCCUUAGCAGUCUGGCCUUAGCUGCUAUUGCAUCAUUUCCACUGCAGGGAUUUACCACAGUGCUUGGCCUCAGACUUUAGUGUUUCCAUGGUUGAGGUUUAGUGGGGAAAGGGCGUAACCGGUGGGAUUUAAACCCAAGUCUUCUGCAUGGUAACUCAACGUCUUUACCAUUAUACCAGGAGGAAAUCCUCAUGGUCAGACUGGGUGACAAUUGGUCUUUUAUUUUGUUAUUUUUUUUACCAGAUCAGCUUUAAAAACCCUAUCUCUUUUAUACAUUUGUUUUGCAUCAUCUCUUGUUUUGUUAAUUCUUUAUUUGUAAAAAUAUAUAUAUACACUACCGUUCAAAAGUUUGGGAUCACUUAGAAAUGUCCUUGUUUUUUAAAGAAAAGCAAAAAAAAWUCCAUUAAAAUUUAGCAGAAAUAACGUAGAUGUUGUAAAUUGUAGCUGGAAACAGCAGAUUUUUAUAUGGAAUAUCUACAUAGGCGCACAGAGGCCCAUUAUCAGCAACCAUC
Molecule: messenger RNA, 1546 nt
Organism: Salvelinus sp. IW2-2015
Lineage: Eukaryota; Metazoa; Chordata; Actinopteri; Salmoniformes; Salmonidae
Product: CARD and Death domain-containing protein
Biological process (GO): signal transduction; regulation of apoptotic process
Molecular function (GO): protein binding
Source: RefSeq, a predicted model, not a curated record